GCUGAACAGUUGAGCCAGCUACGUCUUGAGGGCAAAGGUUGGUUAGUAGCUAUCAUAGCUAAUGAAGAUUCCGCCACCACUUAGCUACACCUCUGUCGCACUUGUUUGUUUUUGUAUAAAAAGGCAACUUUCAAAAACAGGCAGCGCUACUGCUAGCUACCACACUACAACAGGAGCUGGAAAGACAUGGCGCGUCUGGUUGCGGUUUGUAGGGACGGAGAUGAAGAUUUCCCAUUCCUUGCAAGACAAAUUCCUCUUUACAUCGAUGACACUCUCACGAUGGUGAUGGAAUUUUCUGACAGUGUCAUGAACCUGGACAGCCACCAGAUCAACAGCUCUCAGAUGAAGCAGUUUGUCCAGUAUCACAGCAUGUUGAAGCAACAGGAGCUGAGCGUUGCCAUGAUGGUGACGUCUAGGGAAGUGUUCAGUGCCCUGACCCAGCUGGUGCCGUGUGUGGGCUGCAGAAGGAGCGUGGAGCGCCUCUUCUCACAGUUGGUGGAAUCUGGGAAUCCGGCGUUGGAGCCCCUCACUGUGAAACCUACAGGAGUGCUCUCUGCCACCAAGGGGUGUGUGUCAGAUGCCAGGAAGCUCUUCACCCUAUUUUAUGUCCACGGGUCAAAGUUGAAUGGGAUGAUCGAUGCCAUUCCAAAAAGCAAAAAGAACAAACGUUGCCAGUUGCACUCCUUAGACACACACAAACCCAAGCCUUUAGGGGGAAGCUGGAUGGACGUGUGGGAGCUCAUGUCUCAGGAGUGCAGGGAUGAGGUCGUCCUCAUUGACAGCGCCUGUCUCCUGGAGACCCUGGAGACAUACUUGCGAAAACACAGGUUUUGCACCGACUGCAAGAACAAGGUACUGAGGGCGUACAACAUUUUGGUGGGGGAGCUGGACUGCAGUAAAGAGAAGGGCUACUGCGCAGCUUUGUACGAGGGGCUCCGCUGCUGCCCACACGAGCGCCACGUCCACGUGUGCUGCGAGACCGACUUCAUCGCCCACCUGCUGGGUCGCGCCGAGCCCGAGUUUGCAGGGGGUUAUGAGCGUAGGGAACGUCACGCCAAGACGAUUGAUAUCGCGCAGGAGGAGGUUCUGACCUGCCUGGGGAUCCACCUCUACGAGCGUCUCCACAGGAUCUGGCAGAAGCUCCGGGCCGAGGAGCAGACGUGGCAGAUGCUGUUCUACCUGGGCAUCGAUGCCCUGCGCAAGAGCUUUGAGAUGGCGGUGGAGAAGGUGCAGGGGAUCAGCCGUCUGGAGCAGCUGUGCGAGGAGCUGUCUGAGGAGGAGCGGGCCAAGGAGCUGAAACAGGAGAAGAAGAGACAGAAGCGCAAGAACAGGCGCAAGAACAAGUGUGGCUUCGACGUGUUGGAGCAGGAGGCCGAGGGCCCGGACAAGGGUCUGGAUGAGGGUCCGUUGGGGUCUGCUGAGGGAGGCUGCAAGGCCUGCGGCAGCCCGGAGGAGCAGGCGGCGGCAGCGGCGGGCCGCGUGGAGGUCAUCGUCACCAACGACAGCACUUCCUGCAGCUGCCCGGACGGCGCCGUUCCGGGCUCGCCCAAAGCCAAGAAAGGUAAUGCUGCCCAUCAGCCACCACCCAAGACCAAUCCCCACGCUCACGGGUUGUCUCCUCACAGCAACGUGAGCGACUGUGGCUACUCCUCCAGCAUGGAGGGCAGCGAAACCGGCUCGCGGGAGGGCUCUGACGUGGCCUGCACAGAGGGGAUCUGCAACCAUGACGAAGCGGGUGACUACUCCUGUGGCCACCGCUGUGCCGAGGACAAGGAGGAGGAUGGAGUGGACAGCUGCGUGGAGUGCUGGGCCAUCUCUGAGGGAAACACUAAGGGCAAGAACAAGAAGAAGAAAAGAAAGAACAAGGGCAUGUGCAGUGAUCAGGGUCUGCCUGAUGGCGGUGUGUCAGAGGGGAACAGGAAAGGGCUCGGCGCUGCCUCUCCGCACACGUGCAGAAGCAAACAAACAUGCAGCACUUUAUGCUGUGAAACGUUUGCUAGCAUUGCACUUCAGUUGCCGUGGGCGGAGCAUCGAAAGAGCAUGAGCCAAUAUCUGGGGCUCCCAGAGGCCAUGUUUGGUCAGUGGGACACCAGUGCCAAUGGUCUAAUGGAACUCCUGGACGACUCUGAAGUGACUUCAGAUGAGGAGAACUGCCUCACACAGGAUGAAAUCCAGGCGUUUGUGAAGAACAACAAGUCUUUCUACAACAACCGGGAUCAGUACCGACAGCACCUGAAAGAGAAAUUCACCAAUUACUGCCUCUCCACUGAGCAGAGUAAACCAGUGUGUGGCGCAAAGUGGUUUGCCACCGCCACCGGCGUCAAUUAGUUAUCCACAUGAAAUCUUUGUACUGGAAAACACUCAUUAUUACCACUGCUGCGCCGCCUCUGAAGAGAGAAACUUCAGAAGUAUGAUGUGUUGUCUUGUUCCCAAUUUUUUUCCCACCCUUUUGUUUAAAGUAAUUGGGAAUUAUUUUCUAUGUCAAACUGUCUCCCUGUCACCUAUUUCCCCUCUAUCUGGCCCUUCUCCUCACUCCUCUGCCCCCUCCCUGACCAAGCCCAGCUGUUAUUUCUGAACUGGUAUGUAGGGCUGCUGGUGAGAGCACAGUGGAUUUUGAUAAUCAAGCUUGCAAAGCUGUGACAUUAGGGUUAGAUGUUGAUAGUCUUAUGUUUUUUUUUGCAUUUUCUAUUUUGUUCCACAUCCUGUGACGCAUCAUUUUAGUGGCAAAAGUUGUACCAAUUCCAAUGUGUACAGAAAUGAAAUUAUCUGAAUAUAAAGAUUUUACAGAAAAUAAACAUCCAUUUAUAACGAGAUGGAUGAGAAGUUAAGAGCGUUAUGUGCGAAAUUUACAAAAAUAAAGAAUAUUUAUUAAUAUGCAUUA
Molecule: messenger RNA, 2881 nt
Organism: Hypomesus transpacificus
Lineage: Eukaryota; Metazoa; Chordata; Actinopteri; Osmeriformes; Osmeridae
Gene: ggnbp2
Product: gametogenetin binding protein 2
Exons: 14
Coding region: 187-2328 (713 amino acids)
Cellular component (GO): nucleus; cytoplasm
Source: RefSeq, a predicted model, not a curated record